Ochotona curzoniae (black-lipped pika) is the source of this 5864-nucleotide messenger RNA. RefSeq names its product myopalladin (gene MYPN). Lineage: Eukaryota; Metazoa; Chordata; Mammalia; Lagomorpha; Ochotonidae. The coding region runs from base 298 to 4266 and encodes 1322 amino acids. The record is from RefSeq and is a predicted model, not a curated record. The transcript has 21 exons.
CUAAACGACCGUCCCUGGAUCUGCAACGGAACCCUGUAAAUACCCUUCAUUGCUCUGGUGGGGCAGUGUCACAUUUCCUUCAUGCUACUUUUGUGGCUGACAUAAAUGAGGCAGUGAGAUUUGGACAUUAGAUGAUCCUGGUUGAUUGAUACAGGAAUGGUGCUUCUCCGGAGACAGGGUGUGAAGAAUUUUCCUUUUCUACGGUUCUUCGCCUGCAAGCUCUCUUUGGAAUAAUUAUCAUCGCUGUGGAGUGCCUGGCUUGAACAUCCUCAUCUGGGUCAGCUAAAAAAAGAAAGCAUGCAGGACGACAGCACAGAAGCUUCUACUUCCAUAUCUCAGCUUCUAAGAGAGAGCUAUUUAGCUGAAACCAGACAUCGGGGAAACAACGAGAGAAGCCGAGCAGAGCCUUCCUCCAACCCUUUCCAUUUUGCAAGUCCUUCUGGGGCUGCUGAAGGGGGCGGAGGCCAGGAUGAGCUUCCAGAUCUUUCAGCCUUUCUGAGCCAAGAAGAAUUAGAUGAAAGUGUGAACUUGGCAAGACUGGCCAUCAAUCAUGACCCUUUGGAGCAAGCAGAUGAAGCUCAAUCUAGAAAACAUCUUUCUUCGGACCAGCUGAAACCCUCACCUAAAUCAAAUUUUGAGCCUAACUUCUGCCAGGAUAACCCUCGAAGUCCUACCAGUUCUAAGGAGAGCCCCCAGGAGGCUAAAAGGUCCCAGUACAGUUCUGAAGCCCAGUCUAAAAAGGUAUUCUUAAAUAAAGCAGCCGAUUUCAUUGAAGAGCUAUCCUCUCUUUUCAAAGCCCACAGCUCCAAAAGGAUCAGACCCCGUGCCUGCAAAAACCACAAGAGCAAGUUGGAAUCUCAAAACAAAACGAUGCAGGAAAACAGCUCUAGUUUCUCAGAUCUGUCAGAAAGACGAGAAAGAUCUUCUGUUCCCAUCCCGAUCCCUUCGGAUACCAGGGAUAACGAAGUCAACCACGCCCUUGAGCGGCAGGAAACCAAGAGGCGAGAAGCUGAGCAGGCUGCCAGUGAGGCGGCCGGUGGGGACACUACGCCAGGUUCUUCCCCUUCCUCUUUGUACUAUGAAGAACCGCUGGGGCAACCUCCCCGGUUCACUCAAAAGCUACGGAGCAGAGAAGUUCCAGAAGGAACACGAGUACAGUUGGAUUGCAUAGUGGUAGGAAUUCCACCACCUCAAGUCAGGUGGUACUGCGAAGGCAAGGAGCUUGAAAACUCCCCAGAUAUCCACAUUGUCCAGGCAGGAAAUCUACACUCGUUGACCAUUGCUGAAGCCUUUGAAGAGGACACAGGGCGCUAUUCCUGCUUUGCUUCUAAUAUCUAUGGGACGGAUUCCACUUCUGCUGAGAUUUAUAUAGAAGGAGUUUCUUCUUCUGACUCAGAAGGGGACCCUCACAAGGAAGAGAUGAAUCGGUUCCAGAAGCCAAAUGAGGUAUCAUCCCCUCCCACUACCUCUGCAGCCAUUCCUCCAGCAGUGUCCCAAGCCCAGAAUUUGGUAACUCAGUCCAAUGUGUCAACCAUCCAACAGUGUCAGAGCCCUACCAACUAUUUGCAAGGACUGGAUGGGAAACCUAUCAUCGCAGCUCCUGUGUUUACAAAGAUGUUACAAAAUUUGUCAGCCUCUGAGGGUCAGCUGGUGGUGUUUGAAUGCAGAGUGAAGGGAGCCCCAUCCCCUAAAGUUGAGUGGUAUCGAGAAGGGACCUUGAUAGAAGAUUCUCCAGAUUUUAGGAUUUUACAGAAAAAACCUCGGUCCAUGGCAGAGCCAGAGGAGAUUUGCACAUUGGUCAUUGCUGAGGUGUUCGCAGAAGACUCUGGAUGCUUCACAUGUACUGCAAGCAACAAAUACGGCACAGUGUCCAGCAUUGCACAGCUGGACGUGAGAGGAAAUGAAGACCUUGGAAACAAUGGGUCUCUUCACUCGGCUAACUCCACCACAAACUUGGCUGUUCUCGAGCAGCAGCCAUCUCCUCCCAAGCCUGAGCCUCCUUCUGCAGAACAACACCCCAAGCCCAAACUAGAAGGGGUUCUAGUGAACCACAAUGAGCCCAGGUCCAGUUCCAGGAUCGGGCUCCGUGUGCACUUCAACCUGCCUGAAGAUGACAAAGGAAGUGAAGCCUCCUCCUCGGAGAGCGGAGUGACGGCCACCCCCCAGACCAGGCCCAACUCUUUCCAGGAGAAGUUUAAUGGCCAGGCGACAAAACUCCAGGAGCCUUCCUCACCCAUCAAGGAGCCACCUCCAGUUCUGGCAAAGCCCAAACUUGAUUCCGUUCAGUUACAACAGCUUCACAACCAAGUCUUACUGGAACAGCAACAGUUGCAAAAUUCGUCUCCCUCCUCCCCUAAGGAGUUUCCUUUCCACGGGAGCGUUUCGAACUCCUCUGCUCCCGCAGCAGUGACGAUGUCCAGCAAGCCGGGGAAGGCUCCAUCAUCCCAGACCUUCAACUUGGCCCGGCCGAAGCAUUUCUUCCCCUCCACAAGCUGCACCCCGGCUACCACCGCGGCUCCUUCCAGCUCACCCGUGCUCACCUUGAGCAGCACUCCACAAACCCUGCCGAGGACAGUGAGCAAAGAGAGCCUCCUAACCUCUCCGCCCUCCACGCAAGCCAAACCUCCAAGCGGGGUUUCCAUCCAAACCGAGCCACCCGCUGCGGGUCCCACGGAACCGACGCACUCAGCGCUCACAUUUUCCAUCCCCAGUGGAAACCAGUUUCAGCCCCGCUGUGUGUCCCCAACUCCCGUCUCUCCCACUGGCCGGAUUCAGAACCCGGUGGCUUUCCUCAGCUCGGUUCUGCCUUCUCUCCCUGCCACCCCACCCACCAAUGCCAUGGGGCUGCCUAAAAGCGCACCGUCCACGCCAUCGCAAGGACUGAUGAAGAAGACCACCAGGUCCUCUCAACCAGUGACUGACGAUUACAUUCGUGAAACUAAGAAUGCAGUGAUGCUCGACUUGGGGAAGAAAGUGAGUUUUGGUGACAUCAGAACAAACCAGCAGGAGUACAAAAUUUCAAGCUUUGAGCAGAGGCUGAUGAAUGAAAUAGAGUUUCGCUUGGAACGCACUCCUGUGGAUGAAUCAGAUGAUGAAAUCCAACAUGAUGAGAUCCCCACGGGCAAGUGUAUUGCCCCUAUCUUUGACAAAAGACUCAAGCACUUCCGAGUCACAGAAGGUUCGCCAGUCACAUUCACCUGCAAAAUUGUUGGAAUACCUGUUCCAAAGGUAUACUGGUUCAAAGAUGGGAAGCAGAUUUCUAAAAAGAAUGAGCACUGCAAAAUGAGGAGGGAAGGAGACGGGACAUGUUCUCUGCACAUUGAAUCCACUACCAAUGAUGAUGAUGGCAACUAUACCAUCAUGGCAGCCAACCCCCAGGGGCGAAUCAGCUGCUCCGGCCACUUGAUGGUCCAGAGUUUGCCCCUUCGCAGCCGCCUAGCCCCAAUGGGUCAGUCACACAGGGGAAGGUCCCGACUGCAAGAAAGAGACAAGGAGCCUCUGCAAGAACGCUUUUUCCGACCACAUUUCCUGCAGGCUCCUGGAGACAUGGUCGCUCACGAGGGGCGCCUCUGUCGGCUGGACUGUAAGGUGAGCGGCUUACCGCCCCCGGAGCUGACGUGGCUGCUCAAUGGGCAACCUGUGCUACCAGACGCCUCCCACAAGAUGCUGGUCAGGGAGACGGGCGUCCACUCUCUGCUCAUCGACCCGCUCACCCGACGCGAUGCGGGCACCUACACGUGUGUUGCUACCAACAAAACCGGGCAAAAUUCCUUUAGCUUGGAGCUCACUGUAGUAGCCAAAGAGGUCAAGAAAGCGCCAGUGAUUCUAGAGAAGCUGCAAAACUGCGGGGUUCCCGAAGGCCACCCGGUGCGACUGGAGUGCCGCGUGAUCGGCAUGCCUCCGCCCGUGUUCUACUGGAAGAAAGACAACGAGACCAUCCCUUUCACCAGGGACAGGGUCAGCAUGCACCAGGACACAACAGGGUAUGUCUGCCUCCUCAUUCAGCCAGCCAAAAAGUCAGAUGCUGGCUGGUACACGCUGUCAGCCAAGAAUGAAGCCGGCAUUGUGUCGUGCACUGCCAGGUUGGACAUUUAUGCUCAGUGGCACCAGCAGAUCCCACCACCCAUGUCCAUCCGGCCCAGUGGCAGUCGCUACGGCUCUCUCACCAGUAAAGGACUUGACAUUUUUUCUGCCUUUUCCUCCCUGGAAAGCACAGUGGUGUAUUCGUGCUCCUCUCGGAGUGUGGUGGAAAGUGAUGAACUUUAAGACCAUCCUGGGUGCCUGCUGGAAGGGGGAGAGCAGUGCAGGGAGACGGAGGAGGAGUCAGCAGCAGUAUCCAAGCAACUGAAUUUGAGUGAGUUCCCAUCCUGCUGGACCUGUGGCAAGGAGCGUGCUGAAUAAGCCAGCUGAGGGAGCCACCGGGGCUGUGCCAUUUAAAGAUUCCAGCAACAAUGUGAGAAGACAAGGCAGACCAACUGAGGACAACGACCUGACACAGCAUCACUGCCUGGGGAGAGCUAGCAGAGGCCCCACCUCUGGGUGUGUUGAGGAUGCUUAGGUCCUCCUAGGAGUGACCUGUGGCCACAGGCCUGGCCUGAGAGGAGUUAGACAGUAGUGACCUAGAACUCACGAAACAAUGCAAAGGAAAUUGGGGGGCGGGAGGCCACCACCCCGCAGCCAGAGGUUUCAUAGCAAAUUCAGUAAUCAGCUUCCAUUUGGCAUUAGGCAACAGUGCAACAGAACACCCAAAUGUGGCGAAAGCCUGGGUAUGUUGGCAUCUGGGUGUGCUGAGUUAUGAGGUAAGGUACCUGAAACACUAUUGCAAAAAUGCUAUUGACACAGCCAGACCCCACUGGCCUGCUGGCUCCAUGUUCUAUCUGCUUUUUGUUCUGACUGCAUAUUCCUAAAUGUCAGCACGAAAGGGUAGUUAAUAAACCAAUCAGAAGGAAAUAGCCUGGAGAUCACUUUAAAAACUGCCACUUUCAAUUGCCCCUUGGAAAAUUCAGGAAUCAUCAUCAUUCAGUCGUAGGCUGCACUCCACAGACCCCUCCCCCUCCUCAAAUUAGGGGCAGAAGUGACAGGAGACAGUUGCCCAGGCCCCCCAGAGCUGCGGGUUUGAAAGGGAUCUCUUUGAGAUCUCCAGACCUGUUGCAUUUCCUGCUGAGGAAGGGACUGCAAGGGGAACCUGCAACUUCUUUCUGAUGUAACGAAACCUGCCUCUCAACCCAAGGGAACUUUAAGGUCAAAGCUAGCUCCUUAGCACCCAGAGGAAUGCCUGGCACAAGAUAAACCUUUGAGAACUUCUUGCUGAAUGGAGGGCUCCUACAUCAGGUGGAGGAGUCUCCCACACACCCAGUUCAGGAACCGCCCUGGGAACAGGUUCCACAGCACUUGGCUCCGUGUACAUCAGGGACAUGCAUUGGAGGCGUCUGUACCAACUCCCUGUGCUCACUGUGCCAGGUGCCCUCAGCUGGCACCUUCCUCCAGUGACUUAGAUAGAAAUAGUCAUUGUUUAGAAGGGCUUGAAACUUUCUUCGCUUCAAGGCAAGGAUUUCCAGAAUAAAAAUAAAUUCAUUCACUCCGUCACGUGUGUGUGCUCUGUGCAAUGCUUUGUAUUGCUUUUUGGGGCAAUACAAAGACGAGGAGGAGACAGGCCCGGCCUCGACAGCUCACAGUCUGGCAGAUGAGUGCAAUCCGGUGGCAGAGAACUCUACUCUGAAGGUAAAAGUCCAUUCAGUAGCAAAUGGAAAUCUUCAUGCUGUUGUUUUUUUUUUUUCCUGAUUUCUGAAAUCUUUUCAAUCUUUGUUUCUUAAACAAAAUGCUGUAGGCUAUUUAUCCUUAUGAAAUAAAAUUUUCAGUUAUUC